Molecule: messenger RNA, 5933 nt
Organism: Monopterus albus (swamp eel)
Lineage: Eukaryota; Metazoa; Chordata; Actinopteri; Synbranchiformes; Synbranchidae
Gene: crb2a
Product: crumbs cell polarity complex component 2a
Exons: 13
Coding region: 178-4587 (1469 amino acids)
Biological process (GO): Notch signaling pathway
Molecular function (GO): Notch binding; calcium ion binding
Source: RefSeq, a predicted model, not a curated record
UGAGUAGCCAAGCAUGGGCAGAGUGUAGCAUGCCAGCCUUUAAACACUGGGCAACUACAACAUAGUGAGGAGCUUUUCCCAUCACAUAGCAGCAUGUUAGUGCUUUAGGGCUUCUCGCUUCCUUUUUUUCUACACACUACCUUGUGAUCUUAUACGGAGCCAUUUGAGAGGUUUAACAUGGAGCUGGAAAAACUUCACCUGAAUCUAAAGACAGUGCUGCUGACAAUGAUGAUGUUCAAAUGGGGAAUUCUAUGCACAGCUGCGUCAGACAAAUGUUUGUCUGCACCCUGCCAGAAUGGAGCCACCUGUGUGGACACCAUGGAUGAUUACGCCUGUAUUUGUACAAAAGAGGGGAUCCGAUACAUGGGCAAAAACUGUGAUGAACUCUAUGACGCCUGCUCCUUUGCUCAAUGUGAAGACUGUACCAGCACCCCUGGUACCACAGAAUACCACUGCAUCUGCCCAGAUGGACUGACGGGUGAUAACUGCACAGAGGAGGUGAAUGAGUGUCAGAGCAACCCUUGCUCCAAACCUCGCUCUCUGUGUGUAGACCAGUUGAAUGGAUACUUCUGCAGAUGUCCUGCUGGGUUUGGAGGGCAGGACUGCAGGACACAUGUAACUGACUGCAUUGAUGAGCCCUGCAGGAACAACGGGACUUGUAUGUUACAACCAGAGGGAUUUGAGUGCCACUGUACACCAGGGUUCGAAGGGAAGACUUGUGAGGAUGAUGUGAACGAGUGUUUGUCAGAGCCCUGUCAGAAUGGUGCUAUCUGUAUAGACGGAAUUGCAGAGUUCCACUGUUUCUGCGUACCUGGGUUUCAGGGCUACAACUGUGAAAUUGACAUCAAUGAGUGUGCUUCACGGCCCUGUGAGAACAACGCUACCUGUAUUAAUGAGAAGGACCACUAUGAGUGUGAGUGCCUGGUGGGCUUUGCAGGAGUCAACUGUGAAAUUGAAAUAGAUGAGUGUGAGUCCAACCCCUGCCACAAUGGAGCCACCUGCCAUGACCUGAUGGGCAUGUACUCCUGUGAAUGUCUGCCAGGGUUCGAUGGCAUCAACUGUGAGGUCGAUGUUGAUGAGUGUAUCAGUGAGCCUUGUCAGAACGGAGCUGACUGUCAUGACAUGGUAAACAGGUAUGAAUGUGACUGCAGUGAUACAGGGUUUGAGGGUGAUCACUGUGAAGUGGACGUCCCUGAGUGUGCCUCUAACCCCUGUCGGCAUGGUGCCACGUGUCUAGAAGGAGUCAAAGGAUACACCUGCCUCUGCUGGCCAGGCUAUGAAGGACUUAAUUGUGAGGUUGACAUCGAUGAGUGUUUCGAGCAACCCUGUGAGAAUGGCGGGGAGUGUUUCCAGCGUUCGAAUCCAUCUCACUGGGAGAUGGAGUGGGAGCUCAGCUUUGCAGAUGCAGCUGGAUACAUUUGCCAGUGUCAGCAAGGGUUUGCAGGAGAAAACUGCUCGGUCAACAUUGAUGAGUGUGAGUCUGAACCCUGCCAGAACAGAGGCUUUUGUGAAGAUAAGAUCAAUGGCUACACUUGUACAUGUUCAGCUGGAUUCCUAGGUGAGCUUUGUGAAGUGAACAUUGAUGAAUGUAAGAGCCAGCCCUGUCAGAAUGGUGGCUGGUGUGAAGAUGGCAGGGCGUCCUACACGUGCCACUGUCCUGAAGCAGAACCAAGUGAACUUCCUUGGGGAGGAGAUCGCUGUGAUGUGAAACUUUACGGCUGUGUGGACCACGACUGCCAAAAUGGAGCCACCUGCCGUCCAUGGCUGGACCGUGGAGAACAUGGCCACACAUGCUUGUGCCCUCAUGGCUUCCUUGAUGAGCACUGCGCCACGAGAACAACCUUCUCCUUUUCCAGUCCUGGAUUCAUUCACAUCCAAGUUGUACCAGAAGAAAGGACCCUAAGGCAGGUUGAGCACCAACUUCACCAAGGUUUCAGGGUACAGCUACGCUUCAGGACCACCCUACCCAAUAUGUUGCUCUUCUACAGAGGGAAUGUGGACAGCCACCUCCUCCUGGAGAUAGUGAAGGGUGGUCUUCAUGCAAAAGCUCUUUCUGAGGAGUCUAAACUAGAUGUAACAUUUCCCGGCUUGGUUAAUGAUGGAGGCUGGAGGGAUGCUCAUGUGAUUGUAGAUAAAGGUCUGGUUUUGAUCCUGAAAGGCCCUGGCUGUGAUAGGGACGGGUGCAGAGUUACACAUGGAGAGACAGAUGAAACACCUUUCCAGCCUUCUGAAGCCUUCACUCAUAUUUAUAUUGGUGGAGCACCAGAGGAGCUUUUGGAGCACUCUGUAAGUGGUGCAGGUUUCAUUGGAUGUAUGGAAGAUCUGAUGAUAGACUCUAAACCUAUCCUACCCCAAACACUUCCAGAGGACCAAGGCUAUGAGCUGGGCUGUAGUAAGACUGAAUGGUGUAAGCCUGACCCCUGCUAUGGACAUGGACGUUGUGUGGACCUGUGGACCAGCUACCACUGUGACUGCUACCGUCCCUUCUGCAGUGAGAACUGCUCUGAAGAAUUUCCUUCAUGGACAUACAGCCAUGAGGAUACUGUGAGUUUCAGUGCUUAUGAUAUAGGUAAGAGCCACGGGAGUGAUUUCAAAGUGUCCUUCUUGCUGAGGUCAAUCAAGCCAGAUGGGCUGUUGUUCCAGCUGAGGAGACCCACAGACAAAGAUGGUGGAGAGAUCUAUUUCUCAGUCUACCUGGGAAUGGGGAGGGUUUUUGUCAGCUCUCUGCCUAACAGUGCCCCACUGACAGCUCCCAUGUUUGUGACCACUGGUGAGAAGCAGCUUUUACAGGUGGAGGUCCGACACAGGCAGGUGACCUUUGAGCAUGCAGGCCUUCGUUACAGAAUAGGAGAGAUCCCGGAAGUGAAUGUUAACAGUGGCGAUCAGGCCUAUGUAGGAGGACUUCCAAAAGACUGGAGCUCUGAUGUGUGGGGGGGACAUUACAAAGGUUGCCUGCAGGACCUUCGUUUAGACUCUGUACAUCUAGACGUGGACGCCUGGAACAGCUCAGACAAGGAGGAAGUGUAUUUACCAAGUGAUGCUGAAAAUGUAACGAAGGGCUGUGUCAGCGAUGAUGCCUGCAAGAGGAAGCCUUGUCUAAAUGGAGGAAAAUGCAUCAUCACAUUCAAUGACUUCACAUGUUCUUGUCUGGAGGAAUACACCGGAAAAACCUGUGAAACACGCGUGUGGUGUGUUAGCAGCCCUUGUGUCAGUGGUGGCCACUGUGUGGACCUCCCUGAUGGAUAUGAAUGUUUGUAUAAUGCCACAUUUGAGAACAACUCUGUGCAGUACAGUGCUGGAGGCUCCCUGGCUGCACCUGUCUCUGACAUAUACAUGGAGCUACGGACUCGAUCAGAGAAUGCUGUGCUUUUAAGGGCCUCCUGGGGCUCUGACCUGCUGAUAGUGGGUCUGCUUGACUCUUUAGUCCGGGUGGAGAUCCACAGUGGCAACAGUGUUGAGAUUCUUACCUUUACAGGAGUUCGUCAAGUGGCUGACGGGAACUGGCAUCGUGUGAGCAUCUCGAUGGCUGAGAAGGCGCAUAAAGCUUCUGUCUGGGUCAUCACUGUGGAUGGAAUCACAGACGCCAGCAGUGUGCCGGAGCGCACUGGAAGCCUGCACUUUCUCAAUGAGAAGGGGGCCAAAUUGGCUGUUGCAGAAAGCUUCACUGGCUGCUUGGGUGCGGUGAGAGUCGGAGGAGUUUAUCUUCCUUUUAUGGAUGUCUACAAGGCCCCACAGCCAUCUCAGUUUCAUUUAGUUGGAAAACCAAAGAUCCAUUUAGGUUGUACCAGUGCCACUGUUUGUGAUUCAAAUCCAUGCCUAAAUGGAGCCACAUGUGAGGAUCUUUUUAAUAAAUUUGGCUGCGUGUGUGACUCUGGUUGGGAGGGAGAGCAGUGUGAGACAGACACAGAUGACUGUGCAUCUCAGCCUUGUGUUCAUGGAAGCUGUAAGGACUACUUAACUGGUUUUGAGUGUCGUUGCCACCCUGGAUAUGCUGGCAUGCUCUGUGAUGAGGAUAUCAACGAGUGUGAGCAUCAUGCUUGUCAACAUGGAGGGACCUGUCAGGACGGGCCCAACACAUACACCUGUAUAUGCCCCAAGGACUACAGUGGCCCUCUCUGCCAGUGGGACUAUCCUCCAGUACAGUGUGGUAAAGACAUCCAGUGUGCAAAUGAUGGCGUCUGCCGUGAUGGGCUGUGGGGAGCUAAUUGUACGUGCAUACCGGGUUUUACAGGCAGCAGUUGUGAGACAGAGAUUAAUGAGUGUGAGUCUAACCCCUGUCGAAAUGGAGGCUCCUGUUUGGAUCAAUUCAAUAUGUUUGUCUGCGAAUGCCUGCCCGGCUACAGCGGUCCAACCUGUGACACUAACAAACAUGCCUAUAAACAGGGCAUCCCCUGGCUGGUGGUAGCCAUCCCACUGCUCUGCUUCUGUGUGUUGAUAAUGAUCAUCAGCUUGAUCUUCAUGGUGCUCACGGCAAGGAAGAAACGCCAGUCGGAGGGGGCAUACAGCCCCAGUGCCCAGGAGCUAGCUGGAGCUCGGCUGGAGAUGGACAGCAUGCUUAAAGUCCCACCAGAGGAAAGGCUCAUCUGACUCAAAGGCUGAGAAAUUAAUGGUGAUCCAGGUUUUACCUGGGCUCAACUGAAGGCCAUAUACUGUAGGCCACAGCCCCCUCCUGGUGGAGCUCAGGUACUGACCCAACGCUGCUGCUUAGAAUGUCCCUUCAUUCAACAGAAAUGUGCUAAUUAUGUACUGUAGGUGGCACGAUUUUGUUAAAAGACUCUGGAUAUCUGAGGAAACAGCCCCAAGUCAUUUGCACCUCAAAAGUUCAUUAAUAGGAUGACGGAACAAGACAGUACAUGGCACUGUACAACUCUGUACAGCUUGUCUAUGGCUGGGCCUUAACUUGUUGUCAUAGUACUAUCUAAUAUACAGUAAGGAAUUUAAGGGCAUUAUAUUAAGAAUCACUGCACAGUCAAAAACACAAACUGUGGAAGACUGACUGUUAGCUUCCUCACAUCAGAACAUGAAAUGUCCUAUUUCCACCAUGUUUUCACCACAAUUUCCCCUCACUAAUGGUUGACUGGAGUUUUUUUUAAUGAUAUCGAGUUGUGUCCUUUUCUGCAGUGCCUUACUGGCACCCAACAGGCUGCUCCCACCUCAGCUCCUCUUAGACUGGUUUCACAUCAAAUUUACAAGGACAUAGUUUUCACGAAGUAGAGUACACAAUUAAGAGUAAUGCAUAAAGCAACACUAUGCUAAAAAACAGCUAACCCGGUUGCCACAUGUAUCAGAAUGUAGAAUCAGAGGGUACAGUUCUGUAACCCUGCAAAUUUGUCACUGUCAUAACACACUGUACUCUGACUUUUACCACUUUAACUGUGGUAAAUAAAGGCAGUAUCUGGUGACCUUCUGUAUGACAGGAGCCACAAGAAAGAGGGCGAGAACUGCUGUGAGCGGAACUAAUCUUUUCAACAUGGGAAUAAAAAAAGGAACAAUUUAUACAAAAACACAAACAUCUAAUGCAUAUUUUAAAAAGUCAUUAAUACAGUAUUUUGAGCUAGUUUUAUUAAUGACAUGAGAGUCUGGUUAUAGGAAGACAGCCUAUGUUAGGUCACAUGCCAGUCUCUGCAUCUCUCCCUCCCUUUGGCAAUUAAGGUGGCGUGGCUGGGAGUUACCAGUGCAGCUACAGCUAAUUUCCCAUCUGGCUCCAGGAUAUUUAGCUUGGGCUCGGCUGCCUUCUCCUUGCCAGUCAGUUUCACUGGUCUCGCAAUUCCUUACUGACUGACCUUCGAUCACCUUACCAAGAAAGUGUUUUUCUUCCCUAGCCUGUAUACCUCUGUGUUCCAGCCCUGUACCUGUCCUGCCUGCUCUGCUGCCUAGCUCUGCCUCCAGUUUUCCUGGCCAGCUCAGCUCCGUACAACCCGGCCAUGGCAGGU